AGCCCAAGUUGACUAGAGGGUUGUGCAGAUCUAUGGCCGACGGUAUCCUGGAGCAAACCCUAGGGGACACCGAGGACCGCGCCCUCCUCUCCGGCUCCGGUGGCGCUGACGACCGAUCUCCAACGGAGUCCGGUGAUUCUUCCCUCUCACGAUCCCUUUCUUCCAGCCGACUCAACGCCCAGGCAGCAGAGUUUGUCCCCCGCUCCUCGCAGCUCCCCGAUUCUACCCCAGUGCCGAUCCGUCAUGGACAUGCUCCUGUGGCUCACCCAGUGAUGCACGUAUUCCACCAGGCGCCUCCAAGCUCAAAUUAUUUUGCUCCCGGCUCGGGUUCGUUCGAGUACUAUGGGGCUGCCCAGUCCGGCGGGUUUAGGGAUCACGAGGGUGGACAUACGAGUGCUGAUCCUGAACGAACCCCUCUGGAUAAGGACGAGCUUCCAGAAGAAGUUAUCCAAAAGAUCACGAAACAGGUUGAGUAUUAUUUCAGUGAUGCAAACCUUGCUACAACUGAACAUUUGAUGAGGUUUAUCAGUAAAGAUCCUGAUGGAUUUGUGCCAAUAUCAGUUGUAGCAGCAUUUAAGAAAAUCAAAUCCUUGGUUCAGAACAUCUCACAGCUUGCUAUGGCACUCCGAACAUCAUCAAAACUGGUUGUAAGUGAUGAUGGGAAGAGAGUUAGGCGUCAACAGCCUUUUACAGAAUCGGACUUGGAGAUGUUGCAGUCUCGCAUUGUUGUGGCUGAAAACUUGCCUGAGGAUCAUUGUUACCAGAAUCUUAUGAAGCUAUUCUCUUCUGUUGGCAGUGUGAAAACAAUACGAACAUGUUAUCCACAAACUGUCAAUGGAACAGCUGCUGCAAAUAAUAAACUGACAAGACUGGAAAUGCUCUUUGGCAACAGAUUGCAUGCAUUUGUGGAGUAUGAGACUGUUGAAGAUGCUGGAAAAGCAGUUGCUGAACUCAAUGAUGAAAAGAACUGGAGAAAUGGACUCAGAGUUAAACUGUUUCCUAAAUUCAUGAUGAAACAUGGACCAGUCCGGGGAAGAAGAGGACAGGAAGGUGAUUUUAAUGGAGAGGAGGAUGUCUCGACAUCAAACCAAUUAAAUGAAAGGCUGGUUGAUGAUGCCUAUCACUCAUCUGAAGUGUCACAUGAUCUUGAGAAUGAUGAGAAUUUCAAUGAAAAAGAUGGAUCGCUAAGACGAGGGAGAGGCCGGGGCCGUGGAGGGAGACGAGGUAGAGGCCAACAUCACAACAAUAAUCGUGGAGGAGGCCAUCUGGUUGGCACUCCACCAUCUAGCCAUUCUAUCCAUUUUGAUCGAGAACAGAUUAUUUCUAACAAACAACCUCCCGGUCCUCGGAUGCCAGAUGGUACCAGGGGUUUCACCUUAGGUCGAGGGAAACCAGUAACCUCUGCUACUACAGUCUAAUGGCAUUCUACGAGUGUUUCUGAGAUUCCGUUUUCUUAUGUGCAUGUUAAUAUAUUAUUAUUAGCCAAUCCUCGACUUUUGGUGCCAAUACAUCCUUCAGAACGUGUUGGACUUUAUUUUGGGGUUGAGCUUGAGUUGGUAGUGCCCGCUUUGUGUUCCUACGUUUGAUGGUCUUAUAUCCAAAGAGAAAAAGGGUAAAUAGUAUGUUGGUGUUUUGUGCUCAGACCAAAUCAAUUAUAUUAGAAGUGUUAUGGAUGAUAAUAGAUGGUAAAUAAGGCAAAAACUGUCAGAUUAUUUGAUUUAAAUUAUUAUUAUUAAUAUUAUUUAAUUUUGCAA
This is a messenger RNA of Zingiber officinale, 1754 nucleotides long. RefSeq names its product la-related protein 6B-like. Gene Ontology annotation, molecular function: mRNA binding. The transcript has 10 exons. Gene Ontology annotation, cellular component: nucleus. Gene Ontology annotation, biological process: RNA processing. NCBI's taxonomy places the organism in Eukaryota, Viridiplantae, Streptophyta, Magnoliopsida, Zingiberales, Zingiberaceae. The record is from RefSeq and is a predicted model, not a curated record. Bases 33 to 1418 code for a protein of 461 amino acids.